Messenger RNA from Saxophila tyrrhenica, 573 nucleotides. RefSeq lists its product as uncharacterized. The record is from RefSeq and is a predicted model, not a curated record. Bases 1 to 573 code for a protein of 190 amino acids. The transcript has a single exon. Lineage: Eukaryota; Fungi; Ascomycota; Dothideomycetes; Mycosphaerellales; Extremaceae.
AUGACUACUCCGUCCCAAGCCGCGCGUAACCCAGCAUCCGGCCCACGACAAGAAGUUCGCGCCGAUCCUGCAGACCAUGGCAACAAUGGGGUGUCGGGCUUCGCAUCAGGCAGUGGUCCCCCUAUCCGCCGCGACGACGAACUUGGACGGAGCAUCGGCGCCGUGGUUCAAGCAGUAAUGAAGCAUGGCGUGGGGAAUGACUUGGACCUGCUCUCGAGUGCAAUCAGCGAAAAGACUCGUAGCCUGGAAGACAGAAUCGCCCAGCUCGAAGCAGACGCUGUUCGCUCAAACAAGAGUCACGUCAACCUCCGAAAGCGCGCUAUCAGGUGGAAGGGCAAAUUUCAGCAGGUAUCCAAGCAACGUGAGACGAGCGGUGGGAAGGUGAUCCUGGCAGCCAAGAAGUUCGCGAGUCUGAACUACCACGUCCCAACUGCAGAGUAUCAGGCGGUUGCUCUCGAAUUGGCCGAGGCGGUCAAGGCGUACGAACGGGAGCGCGAGGAAGCACGCAUCAGAGCAGGGGAAGCGGAGAGGAAGGAGAAGGAGAACGAGGGAAACGUGGAGAUGGAGGACUGA